AUGGCAUUGGCGAGGCCCGCGGUGCCAAUUGCGGAAAAGAACCCUUUCAUUACAAGCAAACACCUUACGCCAGCAAACAAUUUAAGCCACAAAUUGGCAUUCAGUCCUGGAUCGCAAUAUGACACAGACGAAUAUGAGGAGGGCGAGGAUGAGCAAGAGGGCUCUGAGUGUUCUGAAGAAUCCGCAGAGAGCGAAUAUGCAGUCGACGAGACAGUCAGAGAAGACAUGGCCAGUUUAGAAGACACUUUUCGAGAAAUAGGGAUGAGGUUUCGCAUGAUUGCGCGUAUUGGGGAAGGAACCUUCUCAACCGUCUACAAGGCCGAAGACUUGCACUACGAAUACUAUCAGAACGAUUGGGACGUAGAACAAAGGGAUGCCUCGAAGUGGACAUCCCCUCCUCUCAAAAGAAGGAAGAACGCUUCAACCUUGGAAACCAGCCAUGAUCAAUGCCGCCAGCCUAAGCGCCGCUUUGUCGCCGUAAAAAAAAUCUAUGUUACUAGCAGCCCAAUGAGGAUUCAGAAUGAACUCGAGCUGCUGCAUGACUUGAGAGGAUGCAAAGCUGUCUGCCCUUUGAUCACCGCUUGCAGGCAUCAGGACCAGGUUGUAGCCGUGCUGCCACAUUUUCGUCAUCAAGAUUUCCGGGCCUUCUAUCAUUCGAUGGGCCAUAAUGAAAUCAAGGUAUACUUUCGGUCUCUGUUUGAGGCCCUUGCCGCAGUGCACAAACAUGGAAUUAUUCAUCGAGACAUAAAGCCAACGAAUUUCUUGUUUGACGUCGAGCGGCAGAGGGGAGUGCUGGUGGAUUUUGGCCUCGCUGAGCGAGAGGGAACUGAAUGCUCCCACUGUUUGUGUCAAGAACAGGUGAACAUCAGGAAAGCCAAAAUCCAAUCGAGCAGAGCAUAUAGUAUGCCAACCCCAACGGGAUACCCGAAGGACGAUCAACGACCAUCUCGUCGAGCCAACAGAGCAGGAACAAGAGGCUUUCGAGCACCCGAAGUCCUUUUCAAGUGCACUGCUCAAACAACGAAGAUCGAUAUCUGGUCAGCCGGUGUUAUAUUACUAACUAUUCUGGCACAAAGGUUUCCGUUCUUUCACUCUGGGGAUGACGUCGAAGCCAUGAUUGAAAUCGCGACGAUAUUUGGAAAACAGAGGAUGAGAGGAUGUGCUUACUUGCAUGGCGCUGUCUGGGACUGCAACAUCCCAACCAUCGGUGAGAAAGGGUUCCCAUUGUCUCAGAUUGUUCAGUGGUCGACGUCAGAGAAAGUAGGAGAACACAUGGACCAGGAAACUAAAGAGACGGUGAAAUUCUUGGAGCAGUGUUUACAAUUAGAUCCCAGCAAACGAAUGUCUGCUAGAGCGGCUUUAGCGAGCGACUUUUUGGCAGAGGAGACAUACCCCGAUACUGAAGUAGAAGAGGUGGGUGCGUUGUAG
Messenger RNA from Letharia columbiana, 1428 nucleotides. RefSeq lists its product as uncharacterized. Gene Ontology annotation, cellular component: nucleus. Lineage: Eukaryota; Fungi; Ascomycota; Lecanoromycetes; Lecanorales; Parmeliaceae. The coding region runs from base 1 to 1428 and encodes 475 amino acids. Gene Ontology annotation, molecular function: protein serine/threonine kinase activity; ATP binding. Gene Ontology annotation, biological process: mitotic DNA damage checkpoint signaling; protein phosphorylation. The transcript has 5 exons. The record is from RefSeq and is a predicted model, not a curated record.